Molecule: messenger RNA, 1694 nt
Organism: Drosophila persimilis
Lineage: Eukaryota; Metazoa; Arthropoda; Insecta; Diptera; Drosophilidae
Product: cleavage and polyadenylation specificity factor subunit 6
Exons: 3
Coding region: 120-1466 (448 amino acids)
Biological process (GO): regulation of transcription by RNA polymerase II
Cellular component (GO): nucleus; transcription regulator complex
Source: RefSeq, a predicted model, not a curated record
CCGAUAAUUGAUGUCAAAGGACGCAGUGCUGUGCUCCGUCGUUGCUCCGUCCGUUCCGCCCAGACAUCGCCGCCUCCGUAGGAGCCCCCGUACAAUCCGCAUCCUCCCGGACGACAAACAUGCCCAAAGAGGAUCCAUUCGUGAAUCGCGCCCAGCUGCUGAAGGCCAUCAAGAAGUACCCGGAGAUAUGGGACUCCAACAACAAGCUGCACAUGUGCCGUAGCGUCACGUCGCCCAUGUGGACGGAGAUCGCCGAGCAGUUCGGCGGCCAUGUACCGACAGUUAAGCUCCAGUCGAUCUGGAGCCAGAUGAAGUACCACUACCACAACCUGGUACACCGCCAGAUCCUGCACAAGGAGCGCUUCAACACCAAGUGGGAGCACUUCGAUCCCAUGUCCUUCAUGUACAACAUCACCGUGGCCAAGAUCGUGGGCGCCCAGGCCAGCGGCAGUGCCUCCGAUCCGCCCCCAACCGCCGACCAGCCGCUCCAACUGGCCGUCUCCCCGCCGGCGCUAUCCAACCCAGCCCCCAUAGCACAGCCGACUGCAGCGCCGCCGCCGCCGCUGCCCAGUGCAUCCCAUGGACGUGGACGUCCGAGCGGCAGCCUCAGCUGGUUGCACUCCCCCGUGCCGCCGCACUCGCCUGUGCCACAGUCGCCGCACCACCUGAUGGGACAGCCGGCGCAGGCGCCACCGCCGCCGCUGCCUGGCCACGGCCUGUCGUACACCGCCUUCACUGGGCUCCUGCCCCCCGCUGCCGCUCCAGCGCAGCCCCCGGUCGCUCCACCGCGAAAGCUGGGCCGCCCCAGCUCGCUGCACAACAGCAUGCGGAGCCGCAUCAUCGACGCCAUCAAGGCCCGUCCCUCGCUCUGGGCCGGGCGGCAGCGGAGCGAAAAGGGCCAGGGCCAGAGCCGCACCUCGGCCGUGUGGAAGGAGGCGGCCAUCGAAAUGGGACUAACGCCAACUCUCAUGCAGACCCGCUGGUCGAUCAUCAAGCAGCGGUACGUGGACGAACUGCAGAAGGAGCGUUACACCCAGUACUCGCAUCAGGGAUUCCGCUCCAACUGGGAGCACUUCGAGCGCAUGUCCUUCAUGCGCGACAUCCUGCUGAAGAAGGUGGACGAGCGGGAGCAGACGCGCGAGCAUAUCCAGGAGAUAGUCAGCGAGCAGCAGCAGCACCACCAGCACCAACAGGUGGGACAGCAUCUACAGCACUACCGACCGCCGCCGGGCCUGCUUGGGCUCGCCGAGCAUGCGCAGGACAUGCCCAUCGGGCUGGUCCAGCACCAGAUGCCCCACCUCGAGGGGGUGCACGUGCACCCAUCGCUGGCCAUGCACCCCCAGCAUCCGCAGGCCAUCCUAGCUGCCGGCGCCCGUCGCCGGGUCAAGCACGAGUCCGACCUGGAGUGGGACCCAUUCGAGAUGAUCCUACAUGUCCAUGGCACGGGCGAGCCGGCCGCCAACUGAACCCAAGACUGAGAGCCCAGCCCAGGAGCCAAACGGGAGAGACACAGACAGACAGACAGCCUAUGUCUAAAAAGAAUAAUCGCCAGAUGUAAAACCAUCAACUACAACUACUAGUACACCCCCAACACUACGCAAGCAAUACUCAUACAAUCCAUUACCAACCACUCUCACUUUUUUUUUACUACUCUGCAAUCGAAAAUACAUCACUUAGUGUACACGCAAAUCGAA